Messenger RNA from Magallana angulata, 458 nucleotides. Its product is annotated as C-type lectin domain family 2 member D11-like. The record is from RefSeq and is a predicted model, not a curated record. The transcript has 3 exons. NCBI's taxonomy places the organism in Eukaryota, Metazoa, Mollusca, Bivalvia, Ostreida, Ostreidae. The coding region runs from base 13 to 300 and encodes 95 amino acids.
AAGACAGGGUGGAUGCAGUUUCAGAACAAGUGCUACUACUUCAGUGUUCUUUCAAGGGAAUGGGGCGUAGCGUCUAGCUAUUGCAAAGCGUUCAAGUCUAAGUUGGCAGAACCUCAAACCGAGGCUGAAGCUCACUUCCUGUCCAGCCAUGCUAAAAAAUUCGGUGGGAAAAGCUUUUGGAUUGGGAUCACUGAUAUGAAGAAAGAAACAACCUGGACGUAUGCGUCCAAUCAGCAACCAAUUCACAAAGCCUCGUUUUGGGGAGUACAUGAACCAAACGGACACGCUGUCGAGAACUGAGCAAUGCUGUGGUCAGGAAGUCAUGACAAAAUGGCAGAUUAUACUUGCGCCGGAGGCCUAAAUUUUAUUUGUGAACAAGAUCAAGAGUAAGUUUAUAAUGAAUUCAGCUGAUCAGAAUUCGAUACAUUUCUUUUUUAAUUGUUUACAUUUCGAUUGUA